Molecule: messenger RNA, 3558 nt
Organism: Labrus mixtus (cuckoo wrasse)
Lineage: Eukaryota; Metazoa; Chordata; Actinopteri; Labriformes; Labridae
Gene: mvb12ba
Product: multivesicular body subunit 12Ba
Exons: 10
Coding region: 220-1107 (295 amino acids)
Biological process (GO): virus maturation; viral budding; regulation of epidermal growth factor receptor signaling pathway
Cellular component (GO): ESCRT I complex; late endosome
Source: RefSeq, a predicted model, not a curated record
CUCUGAUUGGCACCCUGCUGCUCGUACCGCUGGCUGCACCACCACCAUGCAAACACACACAAAGCAGCUUGUGUUUCGGAUUCCUUCGUCGAUCAUUGCAAUUUCAUGAAAUAUGCGAGUCUCCACAAAGCUAUGAGAAGGUGUGAGCAGGUGUAAGAGAAGAGAAAACACACGACGCCCGGCUGGAUCGAGCUGUUCACCUCACUGAUCUGUACAAAGAUGCCGGAGGUUCGGGACCUUUCUGAAGCUCUGCCAGAGAUGCCCAUGGACCCCAUCACCGGAGUGGGAGUAGUGGCCUCCAGGAACAGGGCUCCCACCGGAUAUGAUGUGGUGUCGACGACAACAGACGGUUUGGAUGCCGACCUUUGGAAAGACGGCCUCUUCAAAUCCAAAGUGACCCGCUAUCUCUGCUUCACGCGGGUCUUCUCUAAAGAAAACAGCCAUUUAGGUAACGUCCUUGUUGACAUGAAGCUGAUCGAUAUAAAGGACACUCUGCCCGUCGGGUUCAUCCCCAUCCAGGAGACCGUCGACACACAGGAGCAGGCGUUCAGGAAGAGGCGACUCUGCAUCAAGUUUAUUCCUCGGGACUCCACAGAAGCCGCCAUCUGUGACAUCCGCAUUCUGGGACGCUCCAAACAGGCCCCCCCUCAGUACACCUUCAUAGGGGAGCUGAACAACAUGGGGAUCUGGUACCGGAUGGGGAAUGUUCCUCGGGCUCAGGACUCCUCACACACCCCCACCUCCAACAACAUCCAGAACGUGAACUCAACCUCCAGCUCCAACCCGGUCCCCGCUGCUCCCAUGCCCAAGCACAUCUCCAUGACGCUCCCCGCCAGCUUCAGAGGGAAGAACACCACCAGACCGGACUACGAGCACCAGAACUCCAACCUGUACGCCAUCUCAGCGAUGGACGGAGUUCCUUUCAUGAUCUCUGAGAAGUUUGCCUGUGCCUCGUCCGAUCUGCAGCAGAUCGACCUGAUGGGAAUCACCAUCAAGUCUCUGGCUGAGAUCGAGAAAGAGUAUGACUACAGUUUCCGAACAGAACACAGUGCAGCCGCUCGCCUCCCCCCAAGUCCAACACGGACCUCCCUGAGCUCCGAGGCCUGAGGACGCCCCCCGACCCCCUCCACCCAUACCGUCAUCAUGCUCCUGCAAGGACCCACAGGAGACACCUGUACACAACUACUGAGGACAUACAUAUAUACUGAGAAUACAAAAACAAGAGGAAUCUGGAAUAAACCACUAUACACAUCAGCUGGAUUUAAAAAGGAGGCGGAGCCUAACAGGUUUCAAGACUCGGAUAUAUCUCCGUCAUGAGAUUUUAAACACUUUUUCUUUCUGUGAGGAUUCAUCGUGUUCCCUUUCCCCUCUGAAGGACUUGUUUCAGACCAGGAGAGGAUUAAAACAGGAGGAGGACAUGUUUCAGGGCCGUGCUCUCUGAAACUUUACGAGAGGCGCCGUCAAGUCCGCCUCCUCUUGUUCAGACUCCUGCAGCUCCACGGCGGAUCCUGAACGAGGAAUAUUAAAAAAAAAAGAGAGAAACUGGUUGGUUUCUUCUCCUCCUGAUGGGAACCACUCUGUUGAUCUUUUGAUGUUACUGUAAAAUAAUGUACGUGUGACUGUGAGUGCACUUUGUGUUUGGACUUUCAGUGUGUGUUAACCACUUGUGUGCUGCACGUCUGCGGACAUGAGCCGCAGCUUCACUGUUACUGUGUAAAGGCUUCUGCAGCGGGACGCCGCUCUCUCCCGCUGCACGUCACGAGCCACUAACCUGUUCCUCUCUGAGUUUAAUCGACCUUGUGUGUGCUUUGUAAGAGCCGGGCGCCAUUUUAUUCUCUUUUUUUUUGUGAUUCCUAAUAACACUCGUCUCAUUUUUAAUAUGAACAUAUAUUGUGUUUACGGUUAAACACUCCAGCUGCACGUGUUCAAGUGCUCGCCGCUCUGUCGAAGCGAUCACAUUUUAAGUUGUUUUUUAUAUCACUCCUCCAAUAAUCAGACUGUCUGUGUGCGACUUAUAUCAGACCGCCUUCUGCGAGUUUCCAGUGUUAAAAAUCAACUUCCAGGCAGUUUGAUUCUUUUACCGCCGUUACUCUUUUAUUUGCUGGUUAUUCAUCUUCAAGCCGCCUCCAUGUUUACCUGUGAAGAUCUUUUUUAUUAUUGAGUCUCAUCAGACGUUAAGUUCUCAUCACUCUCACUUCUCUGCUGCUCUUUUAUAACCUCAACGUUUUUACACUCAUGUUUUUUUAUUUCUUCCUGCUUUGUUUUAGUUUUUCUAUCACCUGUUAAGAUGAUGUUGUGACUCCCAAGUUUCCACAAAGUCUGCACGCUGAGGUCCGUCAGCGCCGUGCAUUAAGCCGCCGUCCACUGCCACUCUAGUCGAUGCUCCAGUUUCCACGGCGAGCGCCGCGGUCCACUGCUACUCUGCUCCGUUUCAAAUACGCUGCGAGUCUAUUUUUUAUGGAGCUCGCUGCAGGCAUGCGUCCAGCUGGACAGAAUAUAUCGACCCGGACCGGAAGUCAGACAAGGAAAUUUCAAAAUAAAACACUACAUUCAGACACACGAUCGUAUUUUUCACAUACAGGAAUGUAUGUGAAAAAUACAUUCCCCCCCCCCCCCGUAGCUUCAAACCACAAACGCCUUCUCUGAGAUGUCUCUCUUGUUUACGUCUCUCGAAUCAGAAUAAUGAGUUUAACUCUGAGUUCUUUGGUUUAGAAGAUUGAACACCGUUUGUAUUUCACUGUUUUUGUUUCUGGAGCCAGAUGUUCAAAAAGUUUUUUUCACUUUAUUUUCUUCAAAUGUUUCUGAAACUUUAUCACGUCACAGCUAGGGAUGGGGAUCAAACCCGGUUCCAUGAGGACCUGUGUCCGCUUAUUUCAAACCCUGAAAAUCCAUCUCCUAUGAGCUCAUCGAUACAGCUGUCAAGUCGCAUCGCGUCAUGAGUCAACUGGACGAGCCUCGGGACCAAGCUGCAACAUUGGUCGUCCUCCAUCUUUGUUUUUCUUCUGAACUCACGUUUUAUCACGUGUGUUUCUGUGAGAUCUUGUGUCUGUGGAAUUACAAUGUUAGAAAACGGUCCUCGUGUCUCUGGUCUCUGAGAACCGUCUCGUCUUUCCCCGUGAUAAUAUCGAUGGUUGUGUCGGUAAAGACUCAGGUCGUUCAGGAGUUAAGGGUCUUUAUCUUUAAUGAUCCCCAUCCCUGUCACACCUGCAUGGAUCAACUUGUGUUGAAUAUUUUUGUUUGUCUAAUUUAUUAGUCAUGUCAGUAUUGUGCGAUGUUGCUUUCAGCUGUGUAACCUGUAGAAUCGUCCCUCUGCACUGCCGCCAUGUUGGACACGUGACGCUCCGAGCUGAGCUGCACCACACGUAUCGUUUCUUAGCCGCUCACUAAUCCGGCGUCUGCAUUAACCACAGUUAACAGUCUUAUUAGUUUGCAUGCAGGAUGUCCGAGGUUUGAACAGAAAUAUCAAAUGUAUUCUGAGAAGAACAAAAAAAAAAACACGAGCGUAGAGUUUGUAUUCUGAGGAAGUUUUUAUUAAAGGAUGAUGGUUGAAGAGUUUGA